Ectocarpus siliculosus is the source of this 1341-nucleotide messenger RNA. The record is from the annotation of a GenBank genome assembly. Lineage: Eukaryota; Phaeophyceae; Ectocarpales; Ectocarpaceae.
AUGCAUCAAGUGCAAGGUCAUGUUUACCUGAUGGUCCCCGUGAGUCGCAACUUUUGGGCAACGGACGCUUUCCAAGAAAGCUCCUACUCGGACAUCAAUUGGUGCCCUCACUGUUUCCAGAGCCGGGGACCGAGUGCGGUUCGCGAACGAGGGGAAGAGAACACGGAAAAAGACGUGCUCGAGAGGUACGGCGGUGGGGAAUGGCCCCACCUGUUCUCGUACGAACGAAACGAGGUUCACGGCAACGGAAACUACUACGAGCCGGAGAAAAUCUCCGUCAGGCAUGGCAUUUGUGGCGACCCCGAACAAACCAAGGCUGAGGGCACCAACCUCUACGGACAAGAAAACCACAAGUACCCGGUCCACGACAAGUACUCUGAAGGCGGAAUUAUUGAGAUCAAGGUUGUGGUCUCUACCUACCAUUGGGGCCACCUCGAGUUCUUCAUCUGCAAUGCCGAGGACAUGUCUGAUCCAGACGGGGUCGUGACUCAGGGCUGCUUCAACAUGCACCCGCUCGAUCGUGCGGACGAUGACGGGGAUGCUAGCCCCAUCGACCCUGACCACAUUGGCAGGUACUACCUGGACCCGCCCUGCCGUGCCGAUGAGACGGAUCAGGAUACUCUACCCGGAGCUUAUCCCGGCGAUGUCGCCACCGCGCGGUACAAGCUGCCGAGCGGGCUCACGUGCAGCCGCUGUAUCUUACAGAUGGUCUACUAUACCGGCAACGCUUGCAAGCAUCCGGGGUAUGACGAGUUCGACCCCGUCUCAGUGCCUGACGGGUGCGCCCCGGCCAAGGAAGACUGGGUGCAGACGCAGCUGGGCAUGUGCGGCGAGGACGGCAGAUACCCAGAAGAGUUCUGGAAUUGCGCCGAUAUCGAGAUCACCAGCGACGAAGGUGGAAGUGGGCCCGCCACUACAACCCCUUCGCCCACCGACGAGGAGGAGCUUUCGCCUACCCCUGAGCCGUCCGAUCCCACUGUGGAAGUUCCUCGAACGCCGGAGUACGGAGAGCCCACGCCGGAACCAUCGCCCGCCCCUUCCGUGGCUCCGGUAUCUCCGACGGCGACAUCGUGUGACGACCCCGCGGUGGUGUACGAGCAGUGCGGUGGCGAUGACAGCUACGAUGGACGUACAUGCUGCGUCGAAAACACCGAGUGUGUGGAGCUCGCCGAUUGCUACUCUGAGUGCCGCCCGGCUGAGACUACCCCUGGGGAAACCUGCUCUGGAGAGUGGGGCCAAUGCGGCGGAAAUCAGUGGCAAGGACCGACCUGCUGUGAGGAAGGCAACGACUGCGUCGUUAGCAACGAGUGGUACCACCAGUGCAUUCCGGAGACGACUUGA